UCUUAUCCCUUCCCUUCCUUUCCUUUCAAAUGCACAGUGGAACAAGACGUGCUGUGUGGGAAUAGCAAAUAUAGAUAUAUUCGUUUUUUCUUGGAUUGUAUAGGUUACUGGUUUUCAACUCUGUUAUUUUCAAUUGAUAAAGUUGUAGUCUAUUGAAACGUCAGUAAAAUUUUGAAUGCCAAUAUUAUACUACGUAAAUGAUAAGACUUUUUAUCAUUUCUACCGUUGCCAAAUCGCCCUUUGGAUAAAAAUGAGCACUUGAUGGGAAUUGGACUAUAAGGAAAUGAAGAAUCUUGAUAUCUUCGAUUUGAAGGAAUGUCAGUGAGCGGCCCUCCUAUAUAAGAUGGUUCCCAGUGUGUGUGGUGUGUCCCUGGCUGUGGUGUUGCUGACCCUGGUGUCUCCUGGUGGUGCCUGCCCUCUGCCCUGCUCUUGCUACCAGCCCACUGAACUACACUGCACCUUCAGAUCUCUGGUCAACAUACCACAGCCCCUACCACAACACACACUACACAUCAACCUGGGGUUCAACAGUAUCAGCAGGAUCCCAGACAGCUCAUUGGCCGGUCUGAGGAGGCUGGCGCUGCUGAUGCUUCAUGGGAAUGACAUCCAUGAGAUUCCUGACGGAGCUUUCCAAGAUCUGUCUUCCCUUCAGGUCCUGAAGCUGAGCUAUAACAAGCUGAGUGAGAUCUCAGCAAAGAGCUUCUCAGGCCUGUCCUCUCUACAGCGCCUCCACCUGGAUCACAACUGGCUGCAGUCCCUCCACCCCCAGGCCCUGCUCAGCCUCCCCAACCUCAGACUGAUCCGACUGCAGGGGAACCGGCUCCACCAGCUGCACCCGCAGGCCUUCUGCACUCUGUCCCUACUGCAGACAUUCUGCUACUCCACCCUCAGGCAUCUGGACGUGUCCAACAACAGUCUGACUAACCUGCCCAGAGACAUACUGAGGACCACCCCUCUUCUGGAGUCCCUAGCUCUGCAGGCCAACCCCUGGACCUGCGACUGCAGCAUGGCUUGGCUGCAGGCCUGGAGCAUCUCUCACCCAGGGUUGUUGAAAUGUCCGGGGCCACAGUGCCUGGUCUGUGCCUCACCCAAUCACCUGAAGGGACGUGGUCUUUUGCAGCAGAAAGACUUAUCCUGCUCCUCGCCUGUAAUUGCCACCAAUCCCAGAGCCUCAUCUCAGGAGGAUGGCGGAAUUCAGUCAAUAGAAACUUUUAGAGAGGCUUUAGGUCACGCCUCCUUGGGGAUGUCCGACCAACAGGGGAAUGCCGUUGAUCUGAAGUGUAACAUCACACACUCCUCACAGACUCCUGACAUUACCCCACCACAACUUUCCUCCUCCUUCACCCCCCUCUCCCUCUCUCUUUCCCUUUCCCUGGUCUGUGGGGUGGAUGGGCACAGCUAUGAGAGGCUGUGGAGGCUGAUGGCCUACUACAGUGAGACACCUGCCAGGCUUCAGAGAGAAAUCAUGUUGAGUAAAGCCCCAACACUUGCCUACAGGUACAGACAGAGAGCAGAGAGAGAGGGCUACUACCAUACAGGGGUCAGGGCCAGUGUCCAAGCCCAUCCUGCCUGGUUACUGCAGCCCCAUGUUAGUCUCCAGUUCAACAGAGCUCAGUCCAGCACCCACAGGGUUAAACUGACCCUGUCCACCCUGGUGUCUGCCCCCCCAGACCCCCCAUCCCAACACCCCUGGGUCCUCAUCCAGACCAACCACACCCAGACAGCUUUUAUAGGAGCCACAGACAGCCAGAUCCACCUGCCCUGUCCUGUCCUUAGCUCUACUGAGGACCUAAGCUCUGGAGACCUCAGGCUCCAAUGGGUGUUUCCAGAUGGUUUAACAGUCUCCUUCCCCUACCAUAGCUCAGAUGGUAGGGUCCGGGUGUCUGGUCAAGGGCUGAUCCUGCAGAGAGUGGAUCACUCUGAUGCUGGACUGUACUACUGCGUGGCCCGGGCGGGAGGAAAUGUCGAUGUUCUCCCCCUCCGUCUGGUGGUAGUAGAAUCAUCCAAUGCUCCCCCAGGGGAGGAGCUAGGCGCUGCUGUGACUGGAUUGGUUGGAGACCCUGUCAGUCUACCGUGUGAGGCCUCUGGUUCACCGAAGGUUGAGGUGAACUGGGUUCUUCCUGACGGGGAAGUGGUAGGGAGUAGGAACAAGGGGAGAAGAAGGGGGGAGGCAGGGAUGACUGUCUUAGCCAAUAGUACCCUGUCUCUCCCCUUCCCUGGGCAGAGAGACGCAGGACUAUACCGUUGUGUAGCGGUGAACCAGCAUGGUGCUGACUCUCACUCCACCAGACUGAUUCUAACCCCACGUCCUACCGACACCUCAUCAAGCAUGAGAUAUCCCAUGAGGCCACAGUCUGUGGUGGGGUUGUCCAACAGGGUACCAGCCCCUCUAGGGGUCAAGGAGGUUGAAGAGGGGGUGUCAGGAAAUGACAAGGAGGAGGAGGAGAACAUACUGCACACCAGGGCAGGUAACACCAGGAGGAGAGGUCUUAGACCUAAACCUCCUCUGACACGGCGCCCCCCCAUCAGAUCUCACAUGGUGAGGGUGGAGGGAGGCGGACCCCCUCAGAGGGGAAGGAGGCCCCUGAGGAGAGGCUUCCCUGUGGAGCAGAAGAGGAACAGGCUGGAGGGCCGUCGGAGGUUUAACCUGGCCAAACACAAGAUAGACCCUCAGAAAUGGGCCGAGCUGCUGGCUAAGAUACGUGAAAGGACUGCCCCUAAAAUCACAGACUCCCUGUAUGUAUCACCCCCAACUAGAGCACGUACUACUACCUCAGCCCCCCCAACUAGAGCAAAGACAACCACCUCAACCCCAACUGAAGCAAAGGAAACCACAUCAACCCCAACUGAAGCAAAGACAACAACCUCAACCCCAAGUGAAGCAAAGACCACAACCUCAACCCCAACUGAAGCAAAGACAACAACCUCAACCCCAACUGAAGCAAAGACAACCACAUCAACCCCAACUGAAGCAAAGACAACAACCUCAACCCCAACUGAAGCAAAGACAACCACAUCAACCCCAACUGAAGCAAAGACAACAACCUCAAAUCCAACUGAAGCAAAGACAACAACCUCAAAUCCAACUGAAGCAAAGACAACAACCUCAACCCCAACUGAAGCAAAGACAACAACCUCAAAUCCAACUGAAGCAAAGACAACCACAUCAACCCCAACUGAAGCAAAGACAACAACCUCAACCCCAACUGAAGCAAAGACAACCACAUCAACCCCAACUGAAGCAAAGACAACAACCUCAACCCCAACUGAAGCAAAGACAACCACAUCAACCCCAACUGAAGCAAAGACAACAACCUCAAAUCCAACUGAAGCAAAGACAACCACACCAACCCCAACUGAAGCAAAGACAACCACCUCAAACCCAACCGAAGCAAAGACAACCACCUCAAAUCCAACUGAAGCAAAGACAACAACCUCAACCCCAACUGAAGCAAAGACAACCACCUCAAAUCCAACUGAAGCAAAGACAACCACAUCAACCCCAACUGAAGCAAAGACAACCACCUCAAACCCAACCGAAGCAAAGACAACCACCUCAAAUCCAACUGAAGCAAAGACAACCACCUCAAACCCAACCGAAGCAAAGACAACCGCAGCAGCCCCAACUGAAGCAAAGACAACCAGAAUGCAGACAACCAGAAUAAAGCCAGGCAGCACACAACCAAAGACCACACAACCAAAGACCACACUACCAAACACCACACUACCAAAGAGCACACCAGAGGUUACAGUGGGAGGAAAAUCCCCUCAACGUACUGUAUUGGAGUCAGAGGCUGAUACCACAGAGGGUUUUUCCACAGAUGUCCCCAGUCUACAGGAAGAGGGGUUGAAUACUGUCCACACAUCACUGAUCCCAGACCUGCUAACAAAGGAUAGAGUGGCCCCAGAGACAACAAACACUGCAGAUAAGACCAAUAACUUCCCCCAGACCCCUCAGUCAAACACAGACACAGAUACAGGGACAGGAACAGAGACAGAGAGUUCCGCUAAAAGCACAAAGCCAACCUCCAGCAUCAAUGACAUUAGCACAGAGGUGGUCCUUAAUCCUGUAAGGACCACAGGUGAGAGGGGGAGGUAUGGAACAACAAACUCUGGACAGUUAACAUUCUCCAACUCUGUCCCAUCGCAAUCCAGAAUCCCCUGGAAUUCCAGGAGAAGGCCCGGCCAGAGGAGACGCAACAACAGACCCAGAGGACGACCCACCGCCCCCCAGAAUUCCCCAGGUCCAACCUCCCCUCGCCAGAAUACCCCAGGUCCAACCUCCCCUCGCCAGAAUACCCCAGGUUCAACCUCCCCUCGCCAGAAUACCCCAGGUCCAACCUCCCCUCGCCAGAAUACCCCAGGUUCAACCUCCUCUCGCCAGAAUACCCCAGGUUCAACCUCCUCUCGCCAGAAUACCCCAGGUCCAACCUCCCCUCGCCAGAAUAGCCCAGGUCCAACCUCCUUUCGCCAGAAUACCCCAGGUCCAACCUCCUCUCGCCAGAAUACCCCAGGUUCAACCUCCUCUCGCCAGAAUACCCCAGGUUCAACCUCCUCGCGCCAGAAUACCCCAGGUCCAACCUCCUCUCGCCAGAAUACCCCAGGUCCAACCUCCCCUCGCCAGAAUACCCCAGGUCCAACCUCCUCUCGCCAGAAUAGCCCCAGAGCAGCACUUGCAGACCCCAGGGGACUGCCAGCAGCUGCAACAACCACUACUAGAACCACUACUACAACCACUACUAGAACUACUGCUCCAUCCUCUACUAGGAUCACUGCUCCAUCAAGCACAUCCGUCUCCCCCCCUGCUUUCUUUCCUGCCUCUCCCCCCCAGACACACACAGACAGGGUGACUCACUCAGCAUACACUGCUUCCCGGCUCCCUGACAGGUCCCAAACGACUAGCACACACACAGAGAUUUGCACACACACUCGCACACACACUGGCAAACAUACACCCACAGUCACAACAACUAGUACACACACAGACAAACAUACACCCACAACAACUAGUACACACACAGACAAACAUACACCCACAGUUACACACAGCGAUACAGACAAACAGAGUUAUGAUGAAACAGAGGGUCAGGUCUGGGCCACUCCAAAAGAGCAGGUUCCAUCUGUCUUCAACCAACACAACCCAGAGGAUAUCAAAACAACUCCCCUUCGGUCUGGAACCACACCAGGCAGAACAACACCUACUGGCACUGAGAAAGAACCCAGUGAGAUAGAACCCAGUGAGAUAAAACCCCUCUACCCAGCUGCUGAUGAAGAACCCAAUGAGGAAGAACCACCAGCCACUGAUGAAGAACCCAGUGAAAUAGAACCACCAGCAACUGAUGAAGAACACAGAGAAGUAGAACCACCAGCAACUGAUGAAGAACACAGAGAGAUAGAACCACCAGCAACUGAUGAAGAACACAGUGAGAUGGAACCACCAGCCACUGAUGAAGAACACAGUGAGAUGGAACCACCAGCCACUGAUGAAGAACACAGUGAGAUGGAACCACCAGCAACUGAUGAAGAACACAGUGAGAUGGAACCACCAGCCACUGAUGAAGAACACAGUGAGAUGGAACCACCAGCGACUGAUGAAGAACACAGUGAGAUGGAACCACCAGCCACUGAUGAAGAACACAGUGAGAUGGAACCAGUCUAUCUAGCACCUGAUAAACCAGAGGAGAGACAACCAGAUUCAGAAAUAAACAGCUCUCUUUCAUCUACAACACAACUACUGUCCCCAAACACACCUGAUACAGUAGCUCCCACUGUUUCAGCCACCACAUCCUCUACAGUCAUCACCUCCAUUAGAAGAACUAACACUAUAACUAUUCCUACAACUACUAUUCCUACUACCACUUUUCCCACAAAUACUACCACUAUUCCUACAACUACUACCACUAUUCCCACAACUACUACCACUAUUCACACAACUACUACCACUAUUCCUACAACUACUACCACUAUUACUACCACUAUUCCUACAACUACUACCACUAUUCCCACCGCUACUACCACUAUUCCCACAACUACUACCACUAUUCCCACAACUACUACCACUAUUCCCAGAAUUACGUCUACCACUCCUACUACUACAACAGUCUGGAGGAAUCCUGGGCUAAAUGCCAUCCCAGACUCACAUGGCAGUCGCUACCGCCCCCCACCUUACCCCAACGACCCACAACACCGUAUCACUAGGCCUGACCCAGUCAGAACUCCACCCCCAAUAAAACACGCACCCUCUCUCCCACACCGUGCCAACCCCAAACUUCUUCUCCCAGACAUUUUAGAGACCCCUUCCUCUGCAGUCCUCACCACAAGAGCUCCGUCCAGCCCUCCCAAGAUCUUCCCACCCACCACAGACCCUCAGGCCGGGGUCAACACAGGCUCUACUCCUCCUCGUUCCCCUCCCCUCUCUCCACACCGUAGUGUGACUGCCCAACGCCCCCCUCAGACCCCUGUCCUGCGUGUCAGGCCCCUUAUCACUCCCCCCCACGUACGCUCCAUGUCUGUCCCAGCUGAGAGUGAUGCCCUCCUGCCAUGCGAGGCCAUUGGACAGCCUCCUCCCACAAUCACCUGGAUCAAGGUCUCCACAGGAGCUGUGAUAUCACUGGACACCAAGGCAGAGCGUUUCCAGGUCCUACCCAACGGAACCUUUCUCAUCCGGAGCGUGCAGGUCCAGGACCGGGGGACAUAUAUCUGCAGCGCACAGAACUCUGUGGGUCUUGACCGCGUGAUGGUGACUCUGGAGGUCUGGUCCCGCCCACCACGCAUUCAGCUACCCACUCACAGAGAGGUCACGGUGCACCAGGGGGGAGAGGUGAGGUGGGAGUGUCGGGCUCAGGGGGUGCCUGUCCCUCUGCUGUCCUGGGUGCUACCUGACCGCUCCAUCCUGACCCCCGACCUUAACUCCAACCCUGCCCAUGGCCCUCACCCCCGGGUGUCUAUAUUCCCUAAUGGUACUCUGCGUAUUGUGGCUGUCGGCCCAGCAGACAGAGGACUGUAUCGCUGUGUAGCCUCCAACCCAGCAGGGACUAGCAGUCUGUCAGUCCGACUCCAUGUCUCCUUCCUGCCUCCAGCCAUUCAGCAGCCGAGAGAGGAGAGGGUAACCCUGCCAGCUGGCAUGCCUGUUUACGCCCACUGCUCUGCCCGGGGGGCCCCCGUUCCCUCCAUCCGCUGGAGGACCCCAGAUGGUACGCUGCUGCUCCCCUCUCAAUUCCUCAACGGGAACCUGUUUGUCCUCCCCAACGCCACCUUGCUGAUACGCCAGCUUUCCACUAAGGACUCUGGGAGCUAUGAGUGCCUGGCGACUAAUGCAGUAGGCGGGGAUAAGAGGACGGUGAGGGUGUUGGUGACUGGAGAUGAAGGAGGAGGUGUUGUCUCCACAGAUAAAACUACAUCCUCCUCUUCCAUUAACAGUAACUCUGACCUGAACCCCUCCUCAGCCGUCCUUAACCCUCCUCUCCGGCCCUCCUCCCCCCUCAGUAAGGCUAAGAUCCUCUCCACCUCUCCAUCCAGUUCUAUAGUUGUAUAUGGAGAAACUCUGCUCCUUCAAUGUUCAGUAACCGGCAACCCAGAGCCUAGAGUGGUCUGGAGGGUACCUGGCAAGAAACUAGUGGAUGCCCACUACAGUUUUGACAAGAGGAUGAAGGUACACAGUAAUGGAACGCUGUAUAUCCAGUCCAUGACGGAGAAAGACGGGGGGGACUAUUUAUGUGUCGCACGAAAUAAAAUGGCUGAUGACUACCGCCUCCUCCGUGUCACCGUGGUCACGAAGCCCGCUAAACCCGCUAAGAUUGAGCCAAAGCAGCCAUUCAAUCAGAAGGCGGUAUCGUAUGGAGCAGCUUUAAAGGUAGACUGUCUGGCCACCGGGCAGCCUGACCCCGCAGUGAGAUGGAGCCUACCGGACGGAACCUCAGUGAACAGCGUACUGUUGCAAGGGGACGAGAAAGGGGGACGGAGGAGGCGGCUGGUGGUGUUUGACAACGGGACUCUGUUCCUCCCGUCAGUGGGGAUGGGGGAGGAGGGGGAGUACGUCUGCCACGCUGAGAACCAGAUGGGGAGAGACUCCAUGAGGGUGAUGAUCAAAGUCCUUACCUCACCCCCUUCCUUCCAAAGAACGAGAUAUGAGGUCAUCAAGGUGCAACAAGGGGGCGUGGUGGCGCUGAACUGUGGGGCCAAAGGAGAGCCCAUCCCUACAGUCACAUGGUUCUCUCCAAUAAAUCGUGUCAUCCCUGUGGGGGGGUCCAGUCCAGUUGUAGUGCGGCCAGAUGGCUCCUUGGUGAUCCAGGGGGCUAGAGGGGCUGACGGAGGAAACUACACCUGCCGAGCCAGCAACGUGGCUGGGGAGAGGAGCAGGGUGAUGGGGGUGGAGGUGAGCGUGACCCCACCCAGCUUCACUCUCAAUGGGACUAGGGGUGGACUCGAUGGGACAGACAGACAUACAGCUGUUGUUAGCAGUAGUGGACUCAGUACUGUGAUCACCAUCAGUCAGUCUGCAGGGAGGGUUCAGUCGGGCAGGACUGGUAAUGGUGUCAGUAGUGGUAAUGGUGUCAUUAAUAAUGAAGUUAGUCAUAAUGGGGUCAGUAAUGUAGGGGACCAGAGGGUCUCAGCAGUAAGAGGCCAGACAGUUCUUUUGCCCUGUCCAUCCCAGGGCUUCCCUCCACCCCGCUUGGCCUGGUUGCUGCCUGGUAACGGGGUUCUCCCGGCGCCUUACUACGGCAGCAGACUCACUGUGCACCGCAACGGAACCCUGGAGCUGAGGGGGGUGAGGGCAAGCGAUGCUGGCCUGCUGGUGUGUGUUGCUCGCGGUGAGAGGGGCGAGGCUCAGAUUAUGGUACAUCUAGAGGUUUUAGACACACAGGACCCACCUCGCUCCAAUGGCCCAGUGACCACAGGGAAACCUCGCCCAGUAGGCCUAGUCAGCACAGAGAAACAUCGCCCAGUAGGCCUAGUCAGCACAGAGAAACCUCGCCCAGUAAGCCUAGUCAGCACAGUGAAACCUCACCCAGUAGGCCCAGUCAGCACAGAGAAACCCCACCCAGUGGGCCCAGAGAAACCUCGCUCAGGAUUCACAUUUACAGAGGAGACACCUCACCCCAGAGGCCCAGUCACUACUGAGAAACCUCACUUAGGAGGCCAAGUCAGCACAGAGAAACCUCGCCCAGUAGGCGGGGAUAAGAGGACAGUACCAGGAGUUUCAUUCCGAGGGGAUACACCUCACCCAAGAGGCCCAGUGUCAGAGGCAGCAAGGAGUGUCAUCCCGGAGAGGAAGCCUUUGGUCAUCAGCAGAUCAGCUUCUCUGAUCAGCAUCAUAAGCGGAGAGAAUCUACGGCUACCCUGUCCCCAGACAGACAGCCCCAGUCAGAGUUCCAGCCAGACCCAGUCUCUGACCUGGACGUUGCCCAGCGGGGUGAUCGUGUCUCGGGGCCAGAUAGCAGGGACGGGUCAGUACUCAAUCCUGGAUGACGGGACUCUGACUGUGCAGCAGGCGUCUGUGUUCGACAGGGGGACCUACUCCUGCCGAUCCACCAAUCAGGACACCUUGUCUAUCCUGACAGUUCCAGUGAUUGUCAUCGCCUACCCCCCUCGCAUCACCAACGGCCCCCCUCCCCUGACCUACACCCGGCCCGGAGUUGCUGUGCAGCUCACCUGCUACGUCAUAGCAACCCCCCGAGCAACCAUCACCUGGGAGAUGCCGGACCAAUCCCAGCUAAGGGUCACAGGUCAGGCCCGUCUCUAUGGCAACCGGUACCUGAGCCCCCAGGGUUCCCUAGUGAUCCAGAACCCGACCAGCAGAGACACUGGGUUCUACCGCUGUACUGCACGGAACGCCAUUGGAAUCGACACCAAGGCCACUUAUCUACAUGUGAUCUAACAGAACACACACACAGUGAGACCUGGUCCUGCUUAUCUUCGUGUCUGGAGGAGGCACACACACACACACUUUUUGCCCUAAGAAACUGCAAAGUUGAGUGCAGAAGAUACUGUUCAACCAAAGACUGAUAAAAGAUAGUAAUAGAGAAUAUAAAACCAAAUGCAUUUUUUGUGUUAUGCAUCUUUUUUUAACCUGUAUUUAACUAGGCAAGCCAGUUAAGAACAAAUUCUUAUUUACAAUGAAGGCCUACCCCGGCCAAACCCGGAUGACGUGGGGCCAAUUGUGCUCCGCCCUAUGGGACUCCCAACACAGCCGGAUGUGUUUCAGCCAUAAUGUGUUAUGCAUCUUACAGCCAUAGUGUGUUAUGCAUCUUACAGCCAUAGUGUGUUAUGUAUCUUACAGCCAUAGUGUGUUAUGUAUCUUACAGCCAUAGUGUGUUAUGCAUCUUACAGCGAUAGUGUGUUGUGCAUCUUACAGGCAUAGUGUGUUCUACAUCUUACAGCCAUAGUGUGUUACACAUCUUACAGCCAUAGUGUGUUACGCAUCUUACAGCCAUAGUGUGUUACACAUCUUACAACCAUAGUGUGUUACGCAUCUUACAGCCAUAGUGUGUUAUACAUCUUACAGGCAUAGUGUGUUACACAUCUUACAGCCAUAGUGUGUUAUACAUCUUACAGCCAUAGUGUGUUACACAUCUUACAACCAUAGUGUGUUAUGCAUCUUACAGGCAUAGUGUGUUACACAUCUUACAGCCAUAGUGUGCUGCACAUCUUACAGCCAUGGUGUGUUACACAUCUUACAGCCAUAGUGUGUUACACAUCUUACAGCCAUAGUGUGUUACACAUCUUACAGCCAUAGUGUGUUACACAUCUUACAGCCAUAGUGUGUUAUGCAUCUUACAGCCAUAGUGUGUUAUGCAUCUUACAACCAUAGCGUGUUACACAUCUUACAGCCAUAGUGUGUUAUACAUCUUACAGCCAUAGUGUGUUACGCAUCUUACAGCCAUAGUGUGUUACAUAUCUUACAGCCAUAGUGUGUUACGCAUCUUACAGCCAUAGUGUGUUAUGCAUCUUACAGCCAUAGUGUGCUACGCAUCUUACAGCCAUGGUGUGUUACACAUCUUACAGCCAUAGUGUGUUAUGCAUCUUACAGCCAUAGUGUGUUACACAUCUUACAGCCAUAGUGUGUUAUGCAUCUUACAGCCAUAGUGUGUUACACAUCUUACAGCCAUGGUGUGUUACACAUCUUACAGCCAUAAUGUGUUAUGCAUCUUACAGCCAUAGUGUGUUACACAUCUUACAGCCAUAGUGUGUUACACAUCUUACAGCCAUGGUGUGUUACACAUCUUACAGCCAUAGUGUGUUACACAUCUUACAGCCAUGGUGUGUUACACAUCUUACAGCCAUAAUGUGUUAUGCAUCUUACAGCCAUAGUGUGUUAUGCAUCUUACAGCCAUAGUGUGUUACACAUCUUACAGCCUUAGUGUGAGUUAUAAAAGCAAUGAGCAGCUCUGAGAAGCAACUGCAUCAUUCAACAACAAGAAAUAGUGUCAAAAUCACAGACUAUAUCAGGGAGUAAAAACAUCAGCUGUUGCAAUACACAUCAUGCAACAUAUUCAGCUCUGUAUUACAACCUUUCUGAACUUUUACCUCCAUAAUAUCUAAAAUGGCCUUUUGAGUCUUGUGUAUAGUUGUAUAUUUAUGAGCAGAACAAAUGUUUGAUAGUGGUCACAGAACUCCUCCAAUGAUAGUUCUGUGGAGCCACAGGAGGCUGCAGCACUCUGUGUCUGCAGCUGUCUGUGUCUACAGCGCUCUGUGUCUGCAGCUGUCUGUGUCUACAGCGCUCUGUGUCUGCAGCUGUCUGUGUCUACAGCACUCUGUGUCUGCAGCUGUCUGUGUUUACAGCGCUCUGUGUCUGCAGCUGUCUGUGUCUACAGCACUCUGUGUCUGCAGCUGUCUGUGUCUACAGCGCUCUGUGUCUGCAGCUGUCUGUGUCUACAGCGCUCUGUGUCUGCAGCUGUCUGUGUCUACAGCGCUCUGUGUCUGCAGCUGUCUGUGUCUACAGCGCUCUGUGUCUGCAGCUGUCUGUGUCUACAGUGCUCUGUGUCUGCAGCGCUCUGUGUCUGCAGCUCUCUGUGUCUGCAGCGCUCUGUCUGCAGAGCUCUGUGUCUGCAGCGCUCUGUGUCUGCAGCUCUCUGUGUCUGCAGCGCUCUGUGUCUGCAGAGCUCUGUGUCUGCAGAGCUCUGUGUCUGCAGCGCUCUGUGUCUGCAGCUCUCUGUGUCUGCAGCGCUCUAUGUCUGCAGCGCUCUGUGUCUGCAGCUCUCGGUGUCUGCAGCUCUCUGUGUCUGCAGCUCUCUGUGUCUGCAGCGCUCUGUGUCUGCAGCCCUCUGUGUCUGCAGACUCGACUACUCUUCCAGCCAUUAAGCUGUAGGCUACAUACAUCCCAAGAUCUGUCAAAUAAAAACAACAUUUAAAGUCUUUGAAGAUGGUAUUUGUAGUAAUUACAUAUUUUUGUAUACAGUAGCAUAUAUGUGUGUAUGGCUCCAGUGUCAGAUCACACAUGUGUAAUAUCCAUAUAAAAGCUGAUACCAUCA
Oncorhynchus kisutch (coho salmon) is the source of this 12470-nucleotide messenger RNA. Its product is annotated as matrix-remodeling-associated protein 5. Lineage: Eukaryota; Metazoa; Chordata; Actinopteri; Salmoniformes; Salmonidae. The record is from RefSeq and is a predicted model, not a curated record. The transcript has 10 exons. Bases 344 to 9877 code for a protein of 3177 amino acids. Gene Ontology annotation, molecular function: protein binding.